This is a messenger RNA of Habropoda laboriosa, 4117 nucleotides long. RefSeq lists its product as uncharacterized. Gene Ontology annotation, cellular component: postsynaptic membrane; plasma membrane. Lineage: Eukaryota; Metazoa; Arthropoda; Insecta; Hymenoptera; Apidae. The record is from RefSeq and is a predicted model, not a curated record. The transcript has 7 exons. The coding region runs from base 1 to 4113 and encodes 1370 amino acids. Gene Ontology annotation, molecular function: NMDA glutamate receptor activity; transmitter-gated monoatomic ion channel activity involved in regulation of postsynaptic membrane potential. Gene Ontology annotation, biological process: ionotropic glutamate receptor signaling pathway; monoatomic ion transport; synaptic transmission, glutamatergic.
AUGUUCCCUUGGAGAGUUCUGCUCCUCUUUGUCCUGGGAAUUUCCUUCUGUCUCUGCUCCACAGACUCCACCAGGUCGGCAAGGGCAUUUAAAGGACGAUUUCGAACAUCUUAUGCUGCAUGGCGUGUCGUGCUGUGUCUGACACAGCCGCAGGGCUCACUGAAGACAGAUGUGCAGAAGGCAUGGGAGAAGGCCAGGCUAGACUCGUCUCACGCUGAUACGAACGUAUCAUUGAUAGAGGCACCGCCGAAGACAGACUCGUUGUCCUACCCGUUGUCGUUGCUGAACAAAUUCUGCAACGAGAUCAAAGGUGGCAAAACUGUGCUCAGCCUGAUAAUUGGAGGAGGAUCAGCAGCCAAAUUUCUCGUUACAGCUGCAGCCUCCUUAAAUAUUCCAGCUCUCUGGCUACCAUUCACCCACGAAGAUUUCCUCAGACAAGGAAAUCUUGGCCAAUUCGAGAGUCGUAUAGGCUCCAGCACGAAGGAGGUCGGAGCAGCUGCGGCGGCACUGAUGCACAGAGCGAACUGGCACGCGUUCACCUUGCUCAUAGACACCACUUUACUCCCUAUGACUCAUCUCCUGCACGCUAAUCAAACUAUUCUGACACCCAGGACUAUCAUACACCUACCAACCAACGACAAGACGCUAAGGAUGAGAUUGAGAAGAGUUGCCGAAGAAGGAGGUAGCGGAGGUGUUAUAGUGAUGGGCUGCGACCUGAACAGUGCAAGGAGGAUACUAGCUGUGGCUGGAAAAUACGAAAUGCUCGCCGGGAGAUUCUUAUGGCUCUGGCUGGACCUGAAGGCGGAACUGAGACCGAACGAACCGAACAUAAUCAGCUCGCACAUUAUACACAGCUCAAGAUCGUCGAUAGUGACGAACGAGAAUCCUUCUCCUGUAGAGAAUAUCAACCGAAACGCGAAUCUGAUCGCUGAGUCCCAAGUUUCUUUGAAUUCCUUGCCCGGUUUAGCGAACGAUGUACACAGACUGCAAGAAUACAGGUGGCGGAGCGAGAGAUCAGUUGGUAAACAGGAGGACAAAGGGUACAACUUCGACGAUGACGAAGAGAUCAGGAUAAUGGGCAAAGAAUUGAAUUCUAAAGAUUUUAUGCCAGUUGGUAUGCUAGCACUGAGACCCUCGGGCAUCAAAUUGAUGGGCAGCGACACUAUUCUGUCCAGAAUGAUCAGGGAGACCUCCCAAGCACUAGACGAGACGUUCCUAGAAGUGAAACCCUUGCUGAAUCGUUUAAGAGAGUCAGAAUUAGACGAGUACUUUGUGCCAGAGUGCUUUCCAAAGAGCAGCGCUAAGUUUCUGAUGAGUAGAGUGAGGCAAAAUGUUUCUAAGACUCUGACACAGAAGCUGAGGAGGUCUGUGAGUCAACUUUCCAAGGACAAGGCCAAGUUCCAGUUGCUGAAUCUUCAGGCCAUAAGAUUCCCUGGAAAUAAGACUCAACUGAGAUGGACCAAAGUGGGCACUGUCAAGGGUGGAAAGGAGGUUCACCUGGACACCAUCAUCUGGCCAGGAGGCGGAAUAGUGCCAGCGUAUCUUGAACAGGGCGGAGAAAAAAUCGGGAUGCCUAUGUACCGCAUAGUAACAGCCCUGGCGUCUCCAUUCACUAUGGUGACCAACUUGCAAGAAGGUCUCUGUUUAAGAGGACUCUUCUGUCGCCAAGGGAACACUCUAAUGUGUUGUUACGGUCUAAGUAUGGACCUGAUGUCUCUGGUAUCUCGUGAAUUAGGAUUUAGAUACGACCUAUACCUAGUGAGAGAUGGUCUGUUUGGAAAGAGAAAUGGAAGUAGUGGCACCUGGAACGGAAUCAUGGGAGAACUGGUCUCUGGACGAGCCCAGCUGGCCUUUGCACCAUUGAGCGUCUCUUCACACAGAGCUGAAGUGGUCGACUUCACCACACCUUAUUUCUUCAGUGGAGUGAGCUUUCUGACUGCCCCAAAGGUCAAGUCAGAGAUAUCAUUAUUCGCGUUUCUGCUUCCAUUCAGCCCAGAACUGUGGAUCGCCGUAUUCACCUCCUUAAACUUCACUGCCAUCGCAGUGGCGCUGUACGAGUGGUUCAGCCCGUUUGGCCUGAACCCAUGGGGCAGACAACGAAGCAAGAACUUCUCGAUAGCCUCCGCUUUAUGGGUGAUGUGGGGCCUCCUCUGCGGUCACCUGGUCGCCUUCAAAGCGCCGAAAUCUUGGCCUAACAAGUUUCUAAUCAACAUUUGGGGAGGAUUCUCUGUAAUCUUCGUGGCCUCCUACACGGCUAAUAUAGCAGCCCUCAUUGCCCAGGGAUUUCAACCCUCGUCCCUCUUUUUCCACCCAGCAGUCAGCAAUUACCACGACAAAAGCUUACUGUUGGAAAAAGUCGGUGCACCGAAAGCUUCAGCAGCAGAGUAUUACGUGCAAAGAGCCAAUCCAGAAUUGUGGUCACACAUGGCUCGAUAUUCCCUAUCGAACGUUGCCGAGGGUGUAGAGAGGUUGAGAAACGGUACUUUAGACAUACUCAUAGCAGACACUCCUAUUUUGGAUUAUUAUCGAGCGAUAGACAACGGCUGCCGCUUGCAAAAGAUCAGAGACACCAUAAACGAGGACACUUAUGCUGUGGCUCUCACCAAGGGACAUCCUUUGAAAGAAAGUAUAUCUAAAGUCAUAGCUAAUUACACGAGCACUGGCCUGCUCGAUAUUUUGCAGGAGAAAUGGUACGGUGGUCUACCAUGCAUCAGAGGAAGAAAAGGAAUGGACACUGGCGUCGAGCAUGAGCAAGGAAGACAGCCCAGACCUCUGGGUGUGGCUUCCGUAGCAGGUGUAUUUUGUCUCUUAGGAAUGGGCGUUGUGCUGGGCACGAUUAUCCUGGCUGGGGAACACUUGUUUUACAAAUACACUCUGCCCAGACUGAGGCACAGGCCAGAGAAUUCGAUAUGGCGCAGCAGGAACGUGAUGUUUUUUUCACAGAAACUGUACAGGUUCAUCAAUUGCGUGGAACUGGUGUCUCCGCACCACGCAGCCAGGGAAUUGGUUCACACGGUUCGACAAGGACAAAUCGCCUCUCUGUUCCAAAAAAGUGUCAAACGAAAGGAACACGAACAACGUCGGAGGCGCAAGAGCAAGGCGCAGUUCUUCGAGAUGAUUCAGGAGAUUCGAAGAGUUCAGCAAGAGGAGAAAAUAGAAACAGUGUCAGAGGAGCAAGAGAAGAUGACCACCUUCAAGAGGGAGGAGAAAACAGUGAAAGGCAGAGAAAGGAGCAGAAGCAAGAGUCCCCUGAUGCCUCGUAGUCCAAAGAGGUCAGAGAAGAGCAGAAGUUCUACCAAUUUAUCCAGCUCCAGACUAGGACUCUCCCCUGUCAGUCUGGAGGCUCCCAUGAAACCAAGAGAGUUCACUCUGAGCAGCACUAAUCUCAGAGCGAGGAGUCCCCUGGAGACAGUGGGUCGUCGUCUAAGCCACGGAGACGGUGGAUCACCACCUCCACGUUUGGGCUCUCAUUUUGGAGGCAGUGCAACCCUACGACCGCUUGCUCCUACGAAAAGCGAUUCCACAGGAAGUGCUACGCCUACAGUGAAGGGUGAAUCCAGUGGUGGUGGUAGUGUUGGUGGUGGUAGUGGUGGUGGUGGUGCUGCACCAACGCCAAGAUACGCCAGAAGCCCGGCAAAAAGAGGACAAUCCUUCCCUGUGUUCGCAACUCUGAGGCCACCACACUCCUCUGGCCACCAUCAGCUAUCCAAGAGCCCCCUGCUCUCGCCUAACAACGAGCUAACCUCUGCAAUAGGAAGAAAAUUGUCUCGUGAGUGGGGUUCUGGGAACAUAGAUCUCACCAGGUCCUCUGAGGCGGUCGCCAGUGGUUCCACGUACACUCUGAACCUGGAGAUGACCCUGUCCCUAGAGAGACCGUCACAUGAGAAGAUCUUGGACGACGCUUUGCCCAUUAAGAAGCCUAUCAGACGAGCCAGAAGUCACGAGAACAGGGACAGUGGAAAACUGAUGGCGGAUCUACCAUCGCCAAGGAUCACAGCACAGCCUGUGGUGGGUGGUCGAUCGGUAAGCGAACGAACGAAAAAGCAGUUAGAGUCAGAGUUGAAAGCAAUCUUAAGUGCCAGAGCUCAUCACCGCGACUUGCAUCCUCCUUGAUAGA